AUGGCAGUGUACAAUGCCUGUGUCAUCAGCACACUGCUAUAUGGCAGUGAGACAUGGACCACGUACGCCAGGCAAGAAAGACAUCUGAACACCAUCCAAAUGAGAAGCAUCCACCACAUCCUGGGAAUAUCGUGGCAAGACAAAGUGUCCAACAGUGAGGUCCUGUCUUGCACAGGUCUGCCCAGCAUGUUCACACUACUCAGACAGCGCAGACUCCGUUGGCUAGGCCACUUCCACCACAUGUCAGACGGUCGCAUCCCCAAAGACCUCCUGUAUGGAGUCCUGGCUUCUGGAAGAAGACCCACCAAGCGAGGUAGCCGCUUCAACAGACAAGAGACAGAACACAAUUGCGACCUCUGCAAGACCGUCAUUCCCACAUCGGCUUCUGGAGCCACAGACGCCGAUGCUCCAGCCAAACAGACAGCUAGGAUGCUACCCAUGGUCAACUCUGACAAACGGAGGCCUACUCCUAUAUAA
Molecule: messenger RNA, 477 nt
Organism: Penaeus chinensis
Lineage: Eukaryota; Metazoa; Arthropoda; Malacostraca; Decapoda; Penaeidae
Exons: 1
Coding region: 1-477 (158 amino acids)
Source: RefSeq, a predicted model, not a curated record